Messenger RNA from Dicentrarchus labrax (European seabass), 3921 nucleotides. RefSeq names its product transmembrane protein 267 (gene tmem267). NCBI's taxonomy places the organism in Eukaryota, Metazoa, Chordata, Actinopteri, Moronidae. The record is from RefSeq and is a predicted model, not a curated record. The transcript has 3 exons. Bases 154 to 897 code for a protein of 247 amino acids.
GGCAGCAAAGUGCCGCAGACCACCAAUACGACCACAACUCCAACACCAGAAGAAGUGGCUAACCUGGCGGAUGGAUAACUAAUGCAGGGAAAUGGGUCUACCUGACUCUUGCUGACCUUUAGUGGCGAUUGGCCCCCACAGCCAUCUGUCAACAUGCAAGGAUUCUACUCCAAGCUCGACUCUUCCCCCUCCUCAUCCCCGCUAAUGGGGGUGGGCAUUGGGCGAGAAGGCGCUCCCGUACCCCUCAGCCUGGCAGUGGAGACGGAGAAAGCUCAGGCCCUCCUACAGACAUUCAGCUCUGCCUCUCUGCUGGCGUCGGCGGGGCUCGGGAUGUUCUGCGUGGUGGCGGACCACGCCCUCCAGCUGUCGGUCAUCCAGAACCACCUGUGGCUGCGUGCCGCCUUGGACAACGCCACGCACGGAUUGGUGGGGCUGUGGUCAUGGGCAGUUGUCAUUGGACUGAGGAAAAAGAGUGAUCUGUAUGAGGUGCUGCUGGCCGGUCUUCUUGCAUCAAUCAUAGACCUGGACCACUUCUAUAUGGCUGGAUCCCUGUCACUCAAGGCUGCUGUCUCACUCCCCCAGCGUCCUCCUCUACACUGUUCCUCUCUCAUCCCCAUCCUAUGCCUCUCCCUCCGCUUCCUCAUGUGGAUCGGACGCCUCAAAGAUGCCUGGUGCUCCUUGCCGUGGAUGCUCUUCAUUUCCAUGGCGACACACCACGUCCGGGACGCGGUGCGCCACGGCCUGUGGGUGUGCCCAUUCGGCAACACGGCACCGCUCCCCUACUGGCUGUACGUCAGCACCACGGCGACACUUCCUCACCUGUGUUCAGUGCUCAUGUAUCUGACGGGAACGAGGGAUGUGAUCUCCACCAAACACGGGGUGGCCAUCGAUGUUUAGACGUCACUGACUUACCAACGGCGUCUAACGCUGAUCCGGUCUGGAAACAACGUUCUUAGCUGUUUGAAUCAACUUUUAGAUACUUGAAAUUACGGGAGAAAAACACUAGAGCAGUAUGGCGCUUUUUUUUUCUUUUUCAGUUUAGGUGAAGAGAAGGGUUGGCUAAGAAGGAUGAGGUAACUCCUUAUAUGAUAAAGGAAAACAUGUACAAUUAAAACUUGGGUUGCCAUGGAUGGAGACAUCCUGUACAAUAACAGGUUAGCCUUUCAAAGAGGAAUGUGCCAAUCCUGGAUGAUUUUUUUUCCGGUAUUCUGGAAGUGCUUCAGAAUCCUGUUCUCUUAUCUGGAGAGUGAUUCUUUUCCUGAAUAACUGUCUUCGGUGUUUAGGGAGUGACCGUUUUUAAAGCUUUGACAUAUCGUUUUGCAGAGGCUUGCCUGCUCUGUGUUCAUCUACCCAAACCCUGAUAAAGAGAUCCGAGACCUGACCUCCACCAAUCCCAGAAGUGUUCGUCUCUCCCCCGGAACUAUCACUAUCUGUCCUCAUCCUAAGAACACUCAAGGAAAAGUCAACCAAAGGUCAACCACAGGCUGUAUGACGCAGUAUCACCCUCACCCUCAGUGCACCCAGCAGUGUGGUACCACUUUUAUUCUACUGUGCUUUUAAAAUCGCUCCAUCUGCCAUAGUGACAUUUAAUGUAUUACAUGUUCAUUGUAGAGUGAGUUUAAGUCACUGCCACAUUCCAAUGACAGAUCCACUAUUAUUCACCACUAAACAAAAAAAAAAAAAAAGAUCUUACCCAGCUGUCAGCUUUCUGCCACUUCAGCAGACUCUCUUUUUGCUGCUUGGAUGAGCCUUUCUGUCCAGUCAAAAAUAACUUUCCUAUAGAAGGCAGUUUUUAGUGCCAGCCAUGUCAGCCAAGGUUAUGGAACAGGAUGUUGUGGCUGUGUAACCUGGUGGAAUUUCUUGCUUGCUGUUGACGCAGCAUUGGUAUUGUUGGAUUUAGCUGAAACACAGUAAAACACAUUCAUUAUUCCUAAAGCAGUGGCACCAUUGAGCCUCCACUAAAGCCUGGUUGAAGUGUUAAAUGUUGCUCAGAUGUCUGUGUAAUCAAAGUACCUUCUGUUGGUUGUAAAAAGGUGAAAAGGCUCUUCUACUGUGUGCAUGAAUCAACCUCGGAGGUAUUUCACUUUUCAGAAGCACUGAGCUGAAGAUGCUGAACUGAGUGUUUUCAGGCUUCCUGCUGUUGUACAGUACCAAUGAACUGCUUUUAUUUUUUACAGUCCACAUACGAGUGUUAUUUACAUUUACAGAUUUUUCUCAGUAGUUUAAGAAAAAAAAUUGAGAAAAUGGCAGGUGAUGUUGAAUUUUAUUGACACUGACUAUGUUUACAUGCACAAAAUAUUCCAGUAUUUGCCUCCCUCUUUCACUCUUUCCCUCAACAUUUGCGCGUAUCAGCCAUCUUGCUGAUAUCCAAGUCUUUCAUAAUGUUUAAAAGCAGGUGUGUUCAUCCUUCUGACCACAGAUGUGGGCUUUUCUUUUGUGCAUGCAUCUCUGCUCCAGCCUUUCAAACUGCUGGCUAGUUGUUAUGUUUACACAGAGCGGACUGUAAACAGUGUUGCAAACUGGCAUAUUCUGAAUGCACUGUAUAAAUGUCCAAAGCAUUUUCCUAAAACCUGAAUAAUGUGGGCAUAUCCCACAUGUCUUACUCAAAAAUACAUUUGGAAUAAGGCCUAAUUAGGAAUACCCAAAUGCAGAAUAUUGUCAUAUUUGGAAUAAGAGUGUAAAUUAGUGUGCAUGUAAACAGUCAGCCGUAGGCGUAUGGUGUCCCAGGUGACCUCUGGGAACUGGAAGUUUUAAACAUUCAAGGGAAUGUUUUGUUCCACAGUGUGUCCAUUGCCAGUAAUAUCUUCACAUUACCUGUUGAUAUUUACAGAAAUAUAAAAUGGGGGGAAAAUGUAAUUGUUGCAUUAACUUGCUGUUAAUUGUUCAACUACUUUUUUUUUCAUGUUACUGUAAUUAGAUGACUGAUUCAGUGCAGUCCAGUUGGUCUCUCAGUGGUGGAACCAUGACUUGCAGAAGGACGUGGACUGUUUAUUGGAACUAUUUAUCAUACCUGAAUAUAAUCAUCCACUGAGACACAGAACAUUUAGAGGCAGGAAGGAGGAAGUCAUCGCACUGUAGACAAAUCACUCCCAUUCAUUCCAUAACAGUAUUGUUUAUUAUAUAUUUGAAACAAUGCAUACUAAUAUGUUGUAAUAGAGUGGAUAGUGGGUGUAAUAGGUUUUAGGAACUUAUUGUUAUUUGAAUGUAAUUGACAUGGUUUGGGUUUAAAAGGGAUGGUAACAGUCUGAUUUCAGUCCUUUUGAGCUGGGGCAGAUUUGGGUUUAAUCACAAUUUUCCCAAACAUCAGCCACAACAAAUAUUUGAAUUGUUUGUAUUUUGUUCUUGUGAAGCCGCUGGUGAUGGAGGUUGUAGUGAUGCUUGUUGUCCACUAGGUUGCUGCAGUGAGCUAUUGGAUUCUUACUAAUCAGCUCCUAAAGUUUGACAAUUGCACAGUGAGUCAUAGGGGGAAAAAGUCCUGGUACAUAUGUAUUUAAUUAUAUAUUUUUAUUUGUUUGGGUGUAUUUUCUCUACUAUUGCACAAUCAUAUGUGUUAUAUUUAUUUAGGAAAUAUUUCCCUUGUAUCUCUUGUAUGGUACAAAGAAAGGACUGGGAACACUGUACUACACCCACUUAACACCUACUUCACUGAAAGAGAAGGUAACACAGUGGCUGCCGUCCCAUUUUAGUUGUCAUUCUCAGUGAAACUUCUUUUACUGCUGCUUAUGUUUACAAUGUGACCUUCAUUAAUGCAAUAUUAUGUUGAAUUUUGCACAUUUUAGUUUGAAUUCUGUUUUGUAUUAUUUGUUGAAUAUGUUUUAUGGCAGUUUUGGUUUUAAUAGUAAGAAAGUAUAGAUAGUAUCAAGAUAGUUUUACUGUAGUGUUCUUUUUAUCUCAAUAAAAUAUAUCCUGUGUAUAUAUUCA